AUGUCAGGUGUCGGAGCUCCUAUGCCAAAGAUUAGAAAGAAAUUGGUUAUUGUCGGUGAUGGUGCAUGUGGAAAAACCUGUUUGUUGAUCGUAUUUUCAAAAGGUGCAUUCCCAGAACUUUAUGUUCCAACCGUGUUUGAGAAUUAUGUUGCGGAUGUUGAGGUCGAUGGCAGAAGAAUCGAGUUGGCCUUAUGGGAUACUGCUGGUCAGGAGGAUUACGAUAGAUUACGUCCACUAUCUUAUCCAGAUUCCAACGUGAUUUUGAUCUGUUUCGCCGUCAGUGCUCCAGAUACGUUGGAGAAUGUUGAGGAGAAGUGGAUUUCCGAAGUGCUACACUUCUGCCAGGGUGUUCCUAUCAUCCUCGUUGGUUGCAAGAUAGAUCUUAGAAAUGAUCCAAAGACUAACCAGCAAUUGGCAAAGUUGGGACAGAAACCUGUUUCUACAGCCGAGGGUCAGGCGGUUGCCGAGAAGAUCAAAGCAUUGACUUACAUGGAAUGCUCCGCUAAGCUUAACCAGGGUGUGAGGGAAGUGUUUGAGACUGCCACCAGGGCUGCUCUUCAGACUAAAGAGAAGAAGGAGAAGAAGAGAAAAUGCUUGUUACUCUAA
Brettanomyces bruxellensis is the source of this 606-nucleotide messenger RNA. RefSeq names its product GTP-binding protein Rho1 (gene RHO1). Gene Ontology annotation, biological process: small GTPase-mediated signal transduction. Bases 1 to 606 code for a protein of 201 amino acids. Lineage: Eukaryota; Fungi; Ascomycota; Pichiomycetes; Pichiales; Pichiaceae. Gene Ontology annotation, molecular function: GTPase activity; GTP binding. The record is from RefSeq and is a predicted model, not a curated record. The transcript has a single exon.